AUGGAUAGCUCUUUAAUGGAUACCGACUGGCGACACACCGCAGCGGCACACAAAAUGCUGAUGUGGCCCGCUGUCAAGACACUACUUGACCAAGAGUACGACCAGGACUAUAUGAUGAUGCUAGAGGAGCAGCGAGGGCUUAUUAGCCUGUCUGACCCGAGUGGUAUUUUCUAUACGGCAAAUGACACCGCGUUACCAACGUCGCCCCUGGCGGACGAUGGCAGUGGCUGUAGUGGCUGCAGUGGGAGCAGGUCUAGCCAGGACGAAACAUCGAUAAUGGACAAAAAGGCUUUGUCUCAGAACUCAGAUAUCGACCAAUUUGGUCUGCUGAGAUUGUUUGAGAACACCGCCCGGCGGUACUAUCAGAGUUAUCUUGACUGGAUGCACAUGCUCCACCCUUUCUUAGACCAACAAGAACUAAACCAGAGAGUAGAGGAUUUUAUCGAAUGCUACUGUCCUCAAAAUUUUCCCCCGACAACAGAUCCCGAUACCUUGAGCAAAUGCGCCCAAGCUAAUUCAGAUGUCACCGGAGGCUUCGUCGACGCGACCUCUGCGUCGUCUGGCAAACUUGUCAGACAAGACAUCGACAAUGCAGUUAUAUUGCUUAUACUCGCGCUCGGAGCUAUCUGCGAGAGUCAACUCUCUCAUUCUGAACAGAUUAUGGAUCAGAAGAGCGAUUGGCGGCUUCCACACAUCUUUGAUCUUACAGACUCGGAUCAAGAUAAGUGUGAACACGUCAGGAACCGGCCAUUCAUUCCCGGUUUGGCCCUUUAUGGGUACGCCACAGCGAUCCUAGACCAUAUUCAGGGUGGCGUGAGGUUAGAUUAUGUCCAUGCAUGUUUGCUGGCUGGUCUUUAUGCUGGCCAAUUAACGCAACCCUUCCAAAGUCAUAGAUGGAUCAGACAGGCCGCCCGGACGUGCCAGCUCUUUGUUCGACAGCCACGAUAUGAGGAACUCGAAGGCCAAGCGAAAGAGCUUUGUGUUUUUGCCUACUGGAGUUGCCUACAGCUGGAAAGUGAUCUCCUUGUAGAGCUGGACAUCCCCGCAAGUGGUAUUUCUCGAUAUGAAAGCCGGAUCCCUUUCCCAAAAGGAAGAUACGCUACCGAUGCCCCAGAAGAUGCCACCUUGCCAAGCACAAGAGUGAUGCUGUACUACUAUUCACAGAUCCAUCUCCACAAGACCCUUAACCAUGUGCAUAUGGAUCUAUUUAAGGUCGAAAAAGAAGGUCAAACAUGCUGGUUACCCUCCGUGCAAAAUGCCCAGGGUGCCCGCAUCGACCUCUGGCGCAUGGCCUUGCCGGAAAUGAUGAGUUGGCGCGAUGUUGAUGAGCCGGCUAAGGACAUCAAUGCCGCCCACAUGCGCGCCAAGUACUACCGUACACGAUAUAUUAUUCACCGGCCUAUGCUGUACCACGCCUUACAUUACGGACACUCCGGCACUUUGGCCUGCUGGGAAGACUCGGCCACUUGGCCCAGAUCCGCUUCGCAGACGCAGUCGCAAAGCAGCUACGCCGACAUGCAGCGCAUGCUCGAUGAUAUAGGUUCUUUCGCACCCAGCAACCCAUCCUUGCUCUCCUCUCAGGACUGGAUACCGCCAGUCGUCAAUUUGAGUGAUAUGCCAAUUUUACUGCGUCUCGCAUGUAAGAUCUGCAUUGAAUCGGCGAUUCUACACACCACGGCGUUUGACGGCAUCGAAAACAGGCUCGUGCUAACCAAUAUCUUCGGCACGGCCCAUGCGAAAUUCGGUAACAUGCUCGUCCUCGCCGCAACCUACAACUCCAGCCUCUCCGAGCUUGUCGAGCGCUCCACCCUUGACCGCCUCUUCAAACACACGAUUCGCUUCCUUCUGCGUUACGGUAACACCUCAGCUGCCCUGUGUGCUGAUGCACGCAUCCUAAAUCAAAUUUACUCAAAGCUAUUCGACGGCCCUCCGGUACUUACGGAUGCAUAG
This is a messenger RNA of Penicillium atrosanguineum, 1950 nucleotides long. RefSeq names its product fungal specific transcription factor domain-containing protein. The transcript has 3 exons. The coding region runs from base 1 to 1950 and encodes 649 amino acids. NCBI's taxonomy places the organism in Eukaryota, Fungi, Ascomycota, Eurotiomycetes, Eurotiales, Aspergillaceae. The record is from RefSeq and is a predicted model, not a curated record.